Messenger RNA from Tarenaya hassleriana, 1882 nucleotides. RefSeq lists its product as uncharacterized. NCBI's taxonomy places the organism in Eukaryota, Viridiplantae, Streptophyta, Magnoliopsida, Brassicales, Cleomaceae. The transcript is spliced from 4 exons. The record is from RefSeq and is a predicted model, not a curated record. The coding region runs from base 66 to 1793 and encodes 575 amino acids.
AACUACAAAGAAAAGGAAACAAUUCCCUCACAAUCACACGAGAGGGAAAAAAACUAUACUCGCAAAUGGGGCAAAAACAAAACAAAAUCCACAAAACCCUAAUUAAUCUUCCAUGGUUGCUUGUCUUACAAGUAUUCACCACGGCUCACGGCGACCGGCCCGAAUUCACCACGACGGAGCUCAAGAUCCGGAACGGGAUGUACGGAAUGAACCGGACAGAGAUCAUCUACCACUGUCGGGGCCUAACCGGAAGCCGCCUUGACUACGGCUGGCGACGGGCGAAGAAUCCACCGCUAGGGCAUUCCUUCAGCAUAAUCGUCGAAGGAGGAGGCAAACUACAGGAAGAGGUUCACAGCUGCCAUUUCCGGUCGGCCCUAGGGACCGCCGACAUCGAGAUCCGUACGACGGCGAUCGACGCCGAGAUCUGCGUGAAGAAAUCGGCUUGCGCAGUUCACGUCGCGACAAGGGAAGGGAUUGUUUUCGAGGGCAAGGAAUGGGAUUUCAGUGAGAGGUACCCGAAGCUCAAGAACGUCAGGUAUGUCGAGGCUCAGUGGAAGCCUUGGCCACCACGCAACCGCCGUGGUCGGACUCAUGGGCACACGAAAAUGGGUUUGUUGAUCAAAACCCUAGUUUCUUGCCUUGUCCUGCAAGCAAUCGCCACCACCGGAAAAUCCGGGUCUACCCCGAAAAACGUGGACUUCGCUAUAAGGAUACGGAACGAGAUGCACGGAACAAACCGUACGACGGUAUUCUACCAUUGCUGGUCGGCGGAAAAAGACUACGGCUGGCACAAAUCCUUCCCGGCGGCUGAAUUCUCUUGGCACUUCGACGUUCUUCCGUACGGUAACGGAGUCAAGAUCCACAGCUGCGAGUUCCGAUCAUCGGAGGGAUCCAUUAACAUCGAGAUCGAGACGAUGUCCACUACGGCCAUGCUCUGUGACGGCCACGUGUGCGUAUACGCCGUUAGAUCCGACGGGGUAUACUUCCUCGGGUACGAGCUGUAUUACCCUUCUCACGCUUUCGGCCGGUACUUCGAGAUGUUGAGGCCCGUCGAGAAGAUCAUCGAGCCGUGGAAGCCAUGGUCGCCGCAUCAGAUUAGGGUUUUGCGCCACGCCGUCCGCCGGCGCCGCCGCAGGGAAAGGGAUGCUUAUCUGAAGAAGUUGGCGGAUGAUGAGAAUAUCGAGUCUCCGAAAAUGGGAGGAGGUAUCGUCAAAACCCUAGCGUAUUGGUUUCUUGUCUUGCAAGUAAUCUCCAUGCCCGGGAACGCGAUCGGCCCCAGAGAAGUUGAAUUCUCGAUUCUGAUAAAGAACGAGAUGCAUGGCCUGAAACGCCCGUCGGUCGUUUACCGGUGCUGGUCCAGGUUGAGAGAAUUCCGGUGGCACAGAUCGGAACUCAAAUCGGAAUUUUCUUGGGAUUUCAACGUUCCACCGUUCGGCACCGGCGUCGUGGUCCACCGGUGCCGUUUCCGGUCGAGCCAAGGCACGGCCGAGAUCGAUAUCAAGACGGUGUCCAUGACGGCGAUGCUCUGCGGAGGGCAUUUGUGUAAAUACGUCAUCAAACCCGACGGGAUCUACUUCGUCGGCUUCGAGACGUAUUACCCUCACAACGUUUUCCUACGGUUCUUGGAGCUCGUCCGACCAGUGGAGAAGCUCGUCGAGCCGUGGAAGGCGUGGUCGCCGACGCAGCUGGAGGCCCUGAGACGCAGACGCAAACGCGAUGACGGGGUUAGCGUUCGCGAUAGCGACAAGAAUCGCGGAAAGGGCGACAAGGGCAAAGACCAUGAUUCGGACUAAAGUUGUCAAAGGACGUGUUUGUCCAAGAAUCGAAAGAAAUUGUGAGUUAGUUUAGUGUCAGCACAGUUAGGUUUCCACCCGAACCACAU